UUCUCUGCUGUUAUUGGGUUUUAUUCUGUGAUAAAGACACUGCGCUGAGUUCCCCCUCUGCAGAUAUUACGUUUUUGUUUUGUGCCAAAGAGGCAAUAUUAGACUGUAUAUAAGAUAUUCGACUGUAGCGGGACUAUUUUGGAAAAAAUAAUAAUAAUAAUUUUUUCAAUAUAAAUAUGAAAAUUGCUUGCUCAAGAGCCCAACAGCUGUGCGGAUCUUAUCCUGGCUGCGCUGGGGAUUGAACCACCAACCUUGCGGGUCCCAGUCAUGCGCCUUCUUAACCGCUGUUUUUUGGUGACGUGACAGAAAUGGCCACACCCAGAGUGAUUAACCUGAGCACGCGCGAGGGGCGGAGCUUCGGCUUCUACCUGCGGGAGGAGCGCGGCGAGGAGGGUCACCUGAUCCGCAACCUGGAGCCUGGAGGCCCGGCCGAGCUGGCCGGCAUUAAAGACGGGGACCGCAUCCUGAGGGUCAACGGGGUGUUUGUGGACCGCAAGGAGCACUCACAGGUGGUGGAUAUGGUGAAGAACAGCGGGACCACUGUCACGUUUCACAUCCUGGACAAGGCCUCCUACCAAGAGGCCGUGGGGGCCGGGGUGGACCUGUCCAACCCCCAGCCCCGCCCCACCCAGGCGCAGCCUGUGAUGAACGGGGUGGCCGGGUCGACGCCCAAACCCAGGCUCUGCUUCCUGGCCAAGGCCAAGAGCGGGUACGGCUUCUCCCUCAAGUCCACUCUCGGGGAGAAGGGGAUUUUCAUGAUCAACCUGACCCCGGGAGGUGUGGCAGAGAAGGCAGGGGUGAAGGCCCAAGACCGCGUCGUGGAAGUCAACGGUGAAAACGUGGAGGACACCACCCAUGAGCAGAUCGUGGAGAAGGUGAAGGCCUCGGGUGCCAGCGUCGUGUUCCUAGUGGCUGACGAGGAGAUGGACAGCUACUGCAGGAACAGGAAGCUGAAACUGUGCGCGGAGCUGGCCACCUGCAAGCUCCUCCCAUACAAGCCGCGCAUCGCCGACAUGGCGAAAGGCUCAGACGGCUACGGCUUCUACCUGCGCGCCGACCCCGAGAGGGAAGGCCACUUCAUAAAGGACAUCGACAGAGGCAGCCCAGCCGAGGCGGCGGGGCUGAGGGACAUGGACCGCCUGGUCGCCGUGAACGGGCAGGAAGUGGAGUCCCUGGGCCACGAGCAGGUCGUGGACCGAAUCCGCCAGUGCGGGGAGUCCUGCUCCCUGCUGGUGGUCGCCGAGGAGACCAACAACAUGUACAAGAUGGCUGGAGUGUCUCCCCUCCUCUACUGGAAGGAGGUGAGGGGGUCCCCCCCAGCGUCGCCCAAGGGGGGUACGCCCACCCCCGAACCGGCGCCUACGCCGCCCCCUGCCUUGGCCCAGCCAAUCGCUGAAGACUACAAACCCAAACUGUGCAAGCUGGAGAAGACUGCCGACGGGUUCGGCUUCCACCUCAGCGGGAUUCACGGGGCGCCGGGCCAGUAUCUGAAGGAGGUGGUGAAGGGCGGAGUGGCUGACCAGGCGGGCCUGCGGGACGGGGACGUGGUGGUGGAGGUGGGCGGGCAGAACGUGGAGGACUGCACUCAUGAGGAGGUGGUGGAGAAGAUCAGGAGGUGCGGGGGCAGCCUCGUCCUGCUGGUGGCUGAGAAACAGGCCUACAACUUCUUCAAGGCCCGGAAGAUUCCGGUCAACACCCAGCUGCUGGAACAGGCCAGUUCCGACACCCCAGAGACACCUGGGACACCUGAGUCCUCCGACACACCUGAGACCCCCAACACACCUGAGACAUCCGCCACACCUAAUAAUGAGACAUCAAACACACCUGAGCCCCCCACCACACCUGAGACCCCCAACACACCUGAGACAUCAAACACACCUGAGCCCCCUGCCACACCUGAGACCCCCAACACACCUGAGACAUCAAACACACCUGAGACAUCAAACACACCUGAGCCCCCUGCCACACCUGAGACAUCCAACACUCCGGAGAUCCCUGCCACACCUGAGACCCCCGACACCACACUAGGACAGGGAAGAGAGGAAGAGGAGGAGAAGGAAGAAGAAGAAGAGGAGGAGAAGAGGAGUGAGAAAGGAGCAGAGCAGGGAGAGGAAGCAGGAGAAGGGCAGCAGGAAGAGGCGGGGCGAGAGGAGGAAGUGAACAGUCCGGCCGCCCCACCCAGCCAAUCAGAGCCUGGCGUCAGGAAAGUGUCCGUGUCCUCCGUGGCGUCGUCCGGUCCGGGUGAAGACGAGAGGCUCUGAGGGUCCGGGAGCCCCGCCCCGCCCGCCCC
Molecule: messenger RNA, 2290 nt
Organism: Conger conger (European conger)
Lineage: Eukaryota; Metazoa; Chordata; Actinopteri; Anguilliformes; Congridae
Product: Na(+)/H(+) exchange regulatory cofactor NHE-RF3-like
Exons: 8
Coding region: 309-2261 (650 amino acids)
Biological process (GO): protein localization to plasma membrane
Cellular component (GO): apical plasma membrane
Molecular function (GO): protein-membrane adaptor activity; protein binding
Source: RefSeq, a predicted model, not a curated record